This is a messenger RNA of Sporothrix brasiliensis 5110, 825 nucleotides long. RefSeq names its product signal sequence receptor alpha chain. NCBI's taxonomy places the organism in Eukaryota, Fungi, Ascomycota, Sordariomycetes, Ophiostomatales, Ophiostomataceae. Gene Ontology annotation, cellular component: endoplasmic reticulum; endoplasmic reticulum membrane. The record is from RefSeq and is a predicted model, not a curated record. The transcript has 3 exons. Bases 1 to 825 code for a protein of 274 amino acids.
AUGGUUUCCUUCAAGCUCUCUACCGUCGCGCUGUUCGCGCUGCAGGUUCUCGGUGCCGCUGCGGCUGUCGAGGAACCCCUCGCCGGCAAGGCCGCUGCCGAGGUCAAGAUUGACGUCGACACCAAGUUCCCCGAGGCCGACAUCUUCGGCCUCAAGCUCAUCAACGGCCGCGCCACCAAGGCCAUCGUCGAGAUCACCAACCAGGAGGACAGCCCCGUCCGCGUCUCUAUCCUCGGCGGUGCCCUCGUCAACCCCCAGCCGCUCCCCGAGGGCGUCCCCCCCUCCGCCAACAUUGUCGUCAACCUGACCACCGUCAGCUUCGAGAGCUCCAAGGACGCCGUCCUGCAGCCUGGCGAGAAGCGCGGCUACCCUUACAACUUUGUCCUCGACCUGCAGCCCCGUGAGCUGCGCCUCGACCUCAUGGCCAUUGUCACCAACGCCAAGGGCCAGCUGUUCCAGGUCAUUGCCCACAGCGAUACCGCCACCAUUGUCGACCCCCCGAUCAACAUCUUUGACCCUCAGAUCAUCUUCCUCUACGUCUUCCUGACUGGUGUGUUCGGUGCCACCCUGUACUUUGUCUACAAGACCUGGAUCGAGGCUCUCUUCCCGCAGGCCAAGCGCUCCAGCGGCGGCCGCAAAGCCCGCAAGGUGGCUGCUGCUGCUGAGGCUGCCAGCGCCGACGCACUGUCCGGCAACGAGUCGACGGGCGCUGGUACCGGUGCCGAGGACUUUGACGCCAGCUGGAUCCCCGCCCACCAUAUCAACCGCCCCGUCGCCAAGCGUGUCAAGAGCGGUGCCUCCAAGAAGAAGGCCACUGCCGAGUAA